AUGGGGUGCUGUGGUGAUCGUGAAAAGGGCGCGGUCUCAAUGGAGGAGAAAUGGGACUAUGUGAACCUCGAUGAUUUCAAAUCCGACUCCUGCUGGACACCCUUCUCCUACUUCUUCCUUUGGGUGUUUCUACUUGUCUCGCUUGCCGUCUAUGCUGCCGAUACCUUUACCGCUGUCAAUCUGCUCGCCUUCUCUCGCUGGAGCGGUCGCGUGGAGCCCGCUAUUCCAUUCAGAAUCUCUCGUUGGAUUUUCGCCGUCUGUAUUCUCGUGUCCUUCGCUCUCUUGAUUUACCGAUGGAUGCUUGCUAUUCGUGCGAUGCGCUCUGGCAGUAUCACACGAAGCUACCUGGACCCUCUUGCCGUUCGCGUCCAGUGUUUCCGAGUGUUCACCAGGGAAGGUCGUGGGUGGAAACGCUUCCUUGUCUUUGCCGAAUUGACCAAAAGUAAGAAAGGAGCCGAAUAUGUCGCGCUUUACGCCUACUUCUCCUUUCAGUUCUGGAUGAACACCAUCUUCGCUGAUGGGCCCCGCCAGGUCCUCAAUGCCAUCACGCUGUGGUCUGUCCUGCAGGCCGACCUUCUCCCAGGCGGCAAAAAUGCGCCGAAAGACAAUGGAACCUCAGAGGUCUUGCAAUUCUUCAACAACGUGAAGAUUCUCGCCGAGGAAAAUAACCUUCAAGCCGUGGUUCUGUUCGGUAUGCUGUUUACUCUGGUGAUCUGGGUCUUGUCAGUUUUGAAACUGGCCUCUGCCGUCGUUCUUUACUUGAUCUUCUUGUUCCAUCACAUUCCUUCCGAGGAUGGGACACUCAAGGCCUACUGUCGUCGCAAGAUUAGCACUCGGUUGACGCGCAUUGUUCGGAAGAAGGUCAACAAGGCUUUGGCGUCAGGCUUCAAGCUACAAGAUCGCGCACCGACACAACCCAGUGUGGCAGGCGGGGAAACAAAACCGACUCUGCCAUCCCUGCCUCAUCUCGCGGGGGAUAAGACACCAGCUGUGUCGACCCUGUCGCGUAGUACCACGCAAACUACAUUGCCGCCUUAUUCGAGAGCAAACUCUACUGGAACCGAGAAAAACCCAACUCUGCCGAGCCUUGACUUUGAUAGCAAGCCGCCGCUUACUCGAUCAACAACUCAGUCAUCCAUGUCUGAAUCGGCAUCGUUGACUGGAAAUGCGGCUACAAUGGGAUAUAGUCCAUUGGAUCGCCAGAACACACCGCUGCCUCCUGUUCCACCUCUGCCGAACAACAUGCCUCCCUCGAGGACAAACACAGCCCAGUCACGACGUACGCCUGGGCCACAGCCAUUCCCUAACGAUCUUGGCCGAAACAGCCCGGGACCUGGAAUGCGCAACCUGACCGAUUCUGGUGCCCAGCUGUAUCGCCCAUUCAGCCCCGCCGUUGAUCCUUAUGCUCAGUCGCAUGGCCCCGGAGCCGCUGUCGAUCCUUAUUCCCGGUCGCAUACUUCCCGUGCUGCUAUCGAUCCUUAUGCUCGAUCACACACACCUGGUGAGUCCGUCACGGACGACUAUUUCGGCCGUUCACAUUCGCCGGGCUCCUCAGCUGCUACUUACGAUCCUUAUGAACCACCUGCCGGUUAUUAUGGUGACCCGCCAGAGGAGGAUGAUUAUGAUGGCCUGCCUGCCGGAACACCCAACAAUCAGAGGGCACCGCCUCGUCCACGGCCAGGAUAUCAGCCGCAAGAUGGUUACCAAGCCAGAUCAUAUACGCCGGCGAGCACAAGCGCGACGCCUCAUCCUCCACCUGGCCGAACAAUGACGCCAGCUAGCACAGGUGGCACACCCCAUCCUCAACCCGGUCGGUCAAUGACACCAGCGAGUUAUCGCAGCACACCCGGUCCUCAACCAGAUGGACACAUGCAAGGUUCACAACGAAACUACACGCCUUUCAGUCCCGAGAGUCCGGCCGACUCACAAUCCGGAUACGCGGCAUUCAACCCCAAUGCCAACAAUCCUCCAAUGCCCUCGCAAACACCCCAGCCUCGCAUGCAAAGACCGCCGCCUCCAUCUGGUUACCAGCCCUUCUCGCGCGCUAACACGGCGUCUCCCUCCAUUAUGAACCGCCCUCCUCCUGCAGGAUACGGUUUCAACCGUGCAAACACUAAUCAAUAUUGA
This is a messenger RNA of Penicillium subrubescens, 2127 nucleotides long. RefSeq lists its product as uncharacterized. The transcript has 2 exons. Gene Ontology annotation, biological process: potassium ion transmembrane transport. Gene Ontology annotation, cellular component: plasma membrane. The coding region runs from base 1 to 2127 and encodes 708 amino acids. Gene Ontology annotation, molecular function: potassium ion transmembrane transporter activity. The record is from RefSeq and is a predicted model, not a curated record. NCBI's taxonomy places the organism in Eukaryota, Fungi, Ascomycota, Eurotiomycetes, Eurotiales, Aspergillaceae.